Messenger RNA from Menidia menidia (Atlantic silverside), 4232 nucleotides. The record is from the annotation of a GenBank genome assembly. NCBI's taxonomy places the organism in Eukaryota, Metazoa, Chordata, Actinopteri, Atheriniformes, Atherinopsidae.
UGCUCUCUGACUCCACUGGCCUUAUAAGGCAUCCAGUGCCAUGGCAACAGCAGGGCUUGAAUAGCAGUGUCAAAUCCCUCGGCACACAGACACACGCUCACUCUCCCUAAAGGAGGGAGCGAAGCAGAGAAAGAGGAGGCUAUCUCCGAGCUAUGCUCCACUGCUGCUCCUGGCUCUCACCAAAGGCUCUGUGACUGGGUUUUUCCGGUGCUUGUUUUGCCUAAUUUAUUCCUGCCCAGGCCGGCUGAGUGAAAAGACGAAAGAAGGACGAGCGGAAUAGUAAAGAGAGCAACAGUGCGCCCUGACUUACUGACGGGGACCGUGGAGGGGUUCUGGCCUCUGGCUGAAACGGCGCGAUGGACAGGCUCUGACAAAUCAAGAAAUGGAAAAUAGAGGCUGACUUUGGGAGGCUCGGGAAGAGGAGAGGCAACUGUGACGAAAGAGAUUUCUCAACUCUGCUUUUGUUUUGGGCUGUUCUUUUUCUUUUUUUUUUCUCUCGCUGACAUUUGAUCCUCUGACCCCACCAGCUCUGGAAGAGUUGGAGGGAGCACAGAAAAACAGAUUGCCAUCACAGAGGACAGAGCAGAAUGACUUCUUUGGUGAACUUUACUGCUGAGAUCUAUAUUCACAGAGAGAAAGAAGAGCUUAAACCUACAUAUUUUAGUGCACAGGUCAAUCAGUAUUUCAAGUGCAGAAUAUGUUUGGGUUUUUUUUUGUUGCCAUCAUCUCUGCAUUUAUAGAAGCCUCGACAAGUCAAGAGUGAGUCUGGACUAGAACAGCCUCAGAUCAGCAGAUAGCACAUCAGCACAGCAAGAACUGGUUGGACUAGUUUAUAAGUUAGAGCGAGGGCAGGGCAGUUUAACCCUGCCUGAAGGAGAGCUGUUUUAUUUUCCUCCCGUCUGCCUAGUCGGAGAAAGUUGUGCCUCUCAAGAGAGACUCUAUUUUGUCCCUUUUCAACAUGCUAUGGGAUAAGUGAGGCUUUUUUUCCUCCUUCAUAGGGGAAUAGGAAGAAAGAAAGUGAGAGGAAGGGAGAAAGAGAGACAGAGUCAAAGUGUAAUUUAUUGUUUCCUGUGAAAAGAGCAGGGCUGCACCCUUUUCUCUUGCCUGAACUCUGAACCACUCAAUGUGCGGCUGAAGUUUUCUCAGAGCUUGGGAGUCAUUGAUCAGAGGUCAGGGCGGAAAACAGAGGGGCGAAACGAGAACAGAGGGAGCAGCGUUAUUAACGAAGAGGAGAAAACAGCAGUGGAAGGACCUUCAGGUCAGCUUAGCCAGACGGUGAAGGGGAGAAAGGUCAACACAGACAAGGCAGGGACUAAUUUCCAUCUGCUUUGAAAGCCUUUUUUGGAAAACAGCUGCCUUUAAUUCAGUGUUGUUUUUUUUAGUCUGGAAAUAGUUUUUGUACUUUGCGGGGACUGUGAAGGCGGUGGGACAAGGUGGGUCUGUGUAUGAUCCACUCACAGGGCAGUGUGUUCCAGAGAAUAUGGCCAUGGUGAGCGGGGGAUGGGGCAACGCUAACGGGGAAACUAAUGGACUCGGGGAUAAGGUUUACCUGAGAAGGGAAGAAGAGGACAGGUCGCCCCAGGCUGGGAGCAGCGAUGUGGACGUCGGGGAUGAGGACAAGGCCUGCGUAGUGGACUGUGUGGUGUGCGGGGAUAAGUCCAGUGGCAAGCACUACGGCGUGUUCACCUGCGAGGGCUGCAAGAGCUUCUUCAAGAGGAGCAUCAGGAGAAACCUCAGCUACUCCUGCAGAUCAAACCGAGAAUGCCAAAUCGACCAGCAUCACCGUAACCAGUGCCAAUACUGUCGUCUGAAGAAAUGUUUCCGUGUUGGGAUGCGCAAAGAAGCUGUCCAGCGCGGUCGCAUUCCUCCGUCUCACUCAGGUAUAAGUCCAAACUCCCUGUCUGGAGGGGUUGGAGUCCCAGGACAGGGUCACCUUGGAGCGGAUUACUUCAACGGGCAGCCGGUGUCGGAGCUCAUCUCCCAGCUUCUGCGGGCCGAGCCGUACCCCAGCAGCCGCUACAGCACCCCCUACGGCCAGGCACAGAUGCAGGCAUCUGCCAGCGGGGCCUCCGUCAUGGGCAUCGACAGCAUCUGCGAGCUGGCCGCCCGCCUCCUCUUCAGCACCAUCGAGUGGGCCAGAAACAUCCCAUACUUCCCAGAACUCCCAGUAUCAGAGCAGGUGGCGCUGCUGAGGCUCAGCUGGAGUGAACUCUUCAUUCUGAACGCAGCCCAGUCUGCCCUGCCUCUGCACAUGGCUCCCCUGCUGGCUGCGGCCGGGUUUCACUCGUCUCCCAUGUCCGCUGAGCGCGUGGUGUCUUUCAUGGACCAGGUCCGGGUUUUCCAGGACCAGGUGGACAAGCUGAACAGGCUGCAGGUGGACUCAGCCGAGUACAGCUGCCUCAAAGCCAUCGCACUCUUUUCCCCCGAUGCUUGUGGUCUGACAGAUCCAGCCCACGUAGAGGCCCUGCAGGAGAAGGCCCAAGUCGCCCUGACCGAGUACGAGCGGUUGCAGUAUCCCAACCAGCCUCAGCGCUUUGGACGCUUACUGCUGCGCCUCCCUGCCCUGCGCGCCGUGCCCGCCAACCUCAUCUCCCAGCUCUUUUUCAUGAGACUGGUGGGGAAGACGCCCAUCGAAACGCUGAUCCGAGACAUGCAGCUAUCAGGGAGCUCCAUCAGCUGGCCCUACGCUCCAGGACAGUGAACCCCUGCGUGGAUCCGGAGAGGGAGAGAGUGAGAUCAGAUCUGAGGAGCCUGAGCUAGCACAGAUUUUAUGGGAAAAAGAAAAACAGAGCGAAUGUCAUGAAGACUGUGAUUUCAGGAGGCUAAGAUCCCUUUCGGGGUUAGCUGUUCCCUAUUUUUUUCUCUAAAGUUUUGAUGAAACGACAUCAAAGCUGCUUUCAGGGGAACACGGGGUCUGAACGUCUUUAUGAAUAGAUACGCUUGCAGCACUUGUCAGGUUUGCUCUAACCUCUGUCUGAUCUCUCUUUAUCGUUCUCUGUGUGAACAGGGCUUUCGUUAGAAUGCAGAAGCUCACAUGAGGUCAUGUGCCUCUACUACCUCCUCCCAUUUGACCCCUAAUGUGACUCAAUUUGAACCCAGGCUACGUGUGUGUGUGUAUGUCCCCUGCUUUGUUGUGUAGUCAAUAGGAAGCCAUUGCAGCCAUGGCCACUUUCACCAGCAAAGCUUUCCGUGAAGUGAGCUGGACCACGACGCACAAUAAUCUGUGUGUGCUUUGUAUUAUACGGAGUCAGCUAUAGGCUGAAUGAACAGACUUUAUCAUCAAACAUUUGUAAAGACGGCAAAACCUCACCUCGUACGGCAUAAAAAAAUAGCAUGCAUGAUGAUUUGUGUUUUCCUCUACAAUUAACCAACAAAGAAACAAACACGCAUACACAACUUGAAACUUUUGGGGAACUAUACUCACCAAGUCUCCAAAUGCUAAGCUAUACCGGUUUUAAAACACAAUGCUGCAGAAGUUGCAACCAAGCAGCAAUAACCUGAAUGUACUCAAACACACCCUGGUUGUUCAGGCAGUCACAUCCCUGUCUAACAUUAUUACCUCAUGUUUUCUACAACACAGACAGAGAUUGUACAGUGAACUACUCAUGUAUUAAACUUAAUCAUAAAGGGAUCAAAAAAAGGCAUCACCAUCACAAACUGAACAGCAGCAUGUUUCUGCUGAAUGUUCAUCUGUCCACCAGACUUGAGCUAAAAUGUGUUUAAAAUCCUUUUAAAAUGUAAAGUUUCUUGUCAGAUUGGUUGUUUUUGUUCAGUCAGUCUUGCUUUUUAAUAAUCUAUUCUGCCUGGACAUAGUCUCCUUUGUGUUUCUAAGAGUUUCUUUUGUUUCCUUUCAAAAUUUUAAUCCCCUUCUAAAAGGCGAAUGGAUGAAAGCAAUUUUCAUGACAUUAACGUGAUUUAUCUUAUCGAGGGACUCUGGUGUUGAGGUGUAAAGGCAAAGGUGUUUCUUGUGAGGAGAGCAAAGGUGCUCAAAAGUUCAAGAGUGGGAGUGCCAUGGUGUGCAUCUCAGUUUAAACAAGUAUCUGAAAAACAGAUAAGAGAAGGGGGUUAGGAUGUUUUUGGUAUUAAUUUUUGUAUUAUUGUUAUUUCACUAAAAGAAACAAGAUCCCCAAUGCUGUUAAACAACUUUGUCACUUUGUGAUUGUUUGUUGGAUUUUAAAUGAUUUGACUGUGUAGCUUCACAUUUAAAAGAAUUGUGUUUCUAUGAACAUGCC